Phragmites australis (common reed) is the source of this 622-nucleotide messenger RNA. Its product is annotated as protein S40-1-like. The transcript has a single exon. Lineage: Eukaryota; Viridiplantae; Streptophyta; Magnoliopsida; Poales; Poaceae. Bases 45 to 461 code for a protein of 138 amino acids. The record is from RefSeq and is a predicted model, not a curated record.
GAAUCACUCGGUGCUCUUAGCCUCUUGCCAUUCGCCACCUUGCUAUGGCAAUGGAAGAGCUCGACGAGUUCGAGGUGCUCUGGCCGGACGCCUACGCCCACGCCCACGCCCACGCCGCGCACGAGCCGCCGGCGAGCAGCGCGAGCCCACCUGUGCCGGUGCACCCACCUGAGUCUUUGUCCAUGUCGCGCCCCAAGCAGCGCUGCUCCGCACGCUCUCGGCCCGUGGACGUCCCCAGCGCCGCACGCUUACACCGCUGCAACUGGAAAGAUGACGACGACGACGAGAAGGACGGCGUCAAGGAUAUCGUUCCGCCGCACUUGCUGGUGUCCGGCAUGCGGCGGUCGGAGGUGGAUUCGGCUUGGACGCUGCGGACGUCGCGGCCGCCGUGUAAGCGGGCGCGCGAACUGCGCCACCUACGCAACUCCGUCCUGCGGAUGACCGGCUUUAUUGAAGGAUGACGUCGAUGCGCUCGGCUCUGCUGCGUGCUUCCCCCGUGCUGUACAUGCUGGUGUGCGCUCGCGUAUAGAGGGCACAGCUGCAGCCUGCAUGCAUGGUGUACUUCGAUUUGUAAACGAGGUCAAAAUGGAAAUUAUUGCAAGGGGAUUAUCGAUUUGGAAAA